GUGUCCCACCCCAUUCAAGUGUAACUGACCGUGAACAGCGCAGUAGGCGCGCGAGUCUUCCUCUUGUUGUCCUGCUGUAAAAUGUGCCCUUCUGGGAAGAGAAGUAGUAGUUGACCGUGUUUCCGGUGGAAGCAGCAAAAUUCCGUAUUUAUUUUCGGUGAAAUUGGUUUGUGAGGGCGAUUGUUCCGGUUGAUUAGACCAGGCCGCGAAAAUGUUGGAACCGUCACAGGAAAAGUACAAAAACGAGGUUAAACGAGAGCAGGCUGUCGAUUGUGGACCUGCCGACUUCGAAACGGCCAUCGCGGCAACCGGCUAUGGGAGAUUCAAUUUUCUCCUCCUGCUGAUAGCGAUGCCCUGCUGCAUUUGCACCGUGUUCGAAACGACAACGAUGUCCUACGUGUUGCCCAGUGCCGAGUGUGACCUGCAUCUUACCCUCGUCGACAAGGGCACCCUUAAUGCGGUAACUUACGUAGGAAUGAUUUCAUCCGCCUUUCUUUGGGGCUUCCUCUCGGAUAUGUACGGCAGGAAACGGCUGCUGGUUUACGGCUUCUUCCUGGAUGCAACUUUCAACGUACUUUGUGCCACAAGCCAGACCGUGGUCGCAAUCAUGAUUUUCAAAUUUAUGGGCGGCUUUAUAAUAUGCGGCCCCUUCGCGGUGCUGAUGGCGUAUCUGUCCGAAUUUCACAGUCUCCAGCAUCGUUCCCGGGUGAUGAUACUGAUUGGCAUCUUCUACAGCAUCGGUAACGUUCUGUUGCCGUCACUGGCCUGGAUUAUCAUUCCACAGGAGUGGGACUUUUUGCUGUUUGGUGGAAAAUUUGCGAUUCACUCCUGGCAGAUAUUCCUCGCCGUCUGCUGCUUCCCGAGUCUGCUCUCUGGCGCCUGUGUGCUGUUUAUGCCCGAGAGUCCCAAGUUUCUGAUGUCUAAGGGACGCAACGAGCAGGCGAUGGCAGUGUUCCAGAAGCUGUACUCAUUGAACACCGGUCGGAGUCGAGGAGAGUAUCCGAUUAAAGAGCUGAUGAACGAAACAACGCUGCCCAGUGAGGCGGAUGUUGGCGGGGAUGGCACGCAGACUACCGCCAAGGGAGAAGAGAGGACGACGAGCUGCAGCUCGAAGCUAAAGGGAUUACGUGAUGGGUUGCAACAGAUUCUGGGAAUGUUCCGUAAGCCGCAUCUCAAGAACUCGCUGCUAGCGUACAGCAUCCAGUUUGGAAUUUUAUUCGGACUCAACACAUUCCGCCUCUGGGUGCCCCAGCUUUUCAACAUCAUCGAUGAGUACGAGCUGGAUCCGAAUCCGAACCUCAAUGCCGAUGCAACGUUGUGCGACAUGUUAGCCUACAAAGUGAACAAAUCCAACAGCAUCCAUUCGCAGGAAGCCGUUUCAUCAGCUCUCGACCAGCAACAACUGCUGCUGAGCCCGGAAUCAGACGUGGUGGACAUGAAUAACAUCAUACUGUGCGAAGCGACAACCGAAGGCAGCAUGUAUCUCAAAUCGUUAAUCAUAGGCUUCGUUGGCGUCUUUGCCUACGUGAUCACAACCAUGCUGAUUAAUGCCAUCGGCAAUCGGAACAUUCUGGUGUACGGACUACUCACAUCCGGCGUUUGUGGGGUGUCGCUUUAUUGGGCCAAAAGCUCGGCCAUCGUGCUGGCACUGUCUUCGACGUAUAUCACCAUCACAAGCAUCAGUUCUACCGCCCUGGUCGGUUCGGUCGUUGCAAUGUUCCCCACGUCUAUGCGAACGAUGGUCGUCUCACUGACGAUGAUGUUCGGCCGGACCGGGUCCAUCAUCGGUAACCUGCUGUUUCCGUAUCUGAUGUCGCUCGGGUGCUGGCCGCCCUUUGUUAUGAUCGGUGCAAUUCAAAUCGCUGUGAGUCUGAUCGCUACCACCAUUCCCAGAACGGUAAGGAAGCCGCUGCAGUGAAGCGGUACGAGAGAGCUCCUCCGUGGAAGGCUUAAUAGAUAUAGAUGGAGUAAUUUGUGUCGAUAAGCUUAAUUUAUUGUAAUUAUGGUAGGAUUUCUCGAAGAAAACAUAUCAUCAACGGGAUAAAAAAGUGCG
Toxorhynchites rutilus septentrionalis is the source of this 2053-nucleotide messenger RNA. RefSeq names its product synaptic vesicle glycoprotein 2C-like. The coding region runs from base 212 to 1918 and encodes 568 amino acids. The record is from RefSeq and is a predicted model, not a curated record. Gene Ontology annotation, molecular function: transmembrane transporter activity. NCBI's taxonomy places the organism in Eukaryota, Metazoa, Arthropoda, Insecta, Diptera, Culicidae. Gene Ontology annotation, biological process: transmembrane transport. The transcript has 11 exons.